Molecule: messenger RNA, 489 nt
Organism: Diversispora eburnea
Lineage: Eukaryota; Fungi; Glomeromycota; Glomeromycetes; Diversisporales; Diversisporaceae
Source: the annotation of a GenBank genome assembly
AUGGAAAUUUUGUCUUCGAAAAUUCCUAAAAGCUAUAUGAGUAAAAAACCCGAGGAAGUUUUCUUACCAACUCUCUCAAGUACUCUUAAAAAAAUCUUUCCCGAUGCGCCUGAAAACGUAAUUACAAGAUACGAAAAACAACUCACCGAUGUGGAAGAACUAGACCCGAUUCUUGUAGUGACGCCAAACAACGCGUGGGUUGACCAAUAUGGUUGGCCCGCGUACAAUGAAGUGAUGAAUACCUUUGCUACUUAUGGCCUCACGGGAAAUAGAAGGGACAAAAGCUCCCGUUGCAUGUUCCAUUUCAAAGAACUUAGUGAUUUAUAUUGUGUACGUGAUGAAAUCCAAAGUAGAAACUUAGCACCAAAUGCGUUUAAUGCACAACCUAAUCUUCGUAUUGGUACGGCAUGGAUUUUAUUAAAAAUUGGAUCUUCAUCUAGCGACUAUGGUCAAGAUAAAAAAUUUUUUUUACUCGAAGAAUCAUUAUAA